AUGAAUAACAAUAAUAUUGUUACUUGUAUAGCUCCUGUUAAUAUUGCAGUUAUUAAAUAUUGGGGAAAGAGAGAUGAUGAUCUGAUUUUACCUGUCAAUGAUUCUAUCAGCUUGUCUUUAGACACUAAACAGUUAUGCACGAAGACUACUGUGAUGGCUAGUCCUAAUUUUAAGGAGGAUAAAAUUUGAGAAGAAUCGAUGAAUAAUAAAAGACUCCAAAAUUGUUUACAAAGGAUAAAAAGCAAAGUGACUUUAACAAACGAGAUGGAAUUAUGGAAAAUUCACAUUUGCUCUAACAACAAUUUUCCAACUGCGGCCGGUCUCGCGUCAAGCGCAGCUGGAUAUGCUUGUCUGACAGCAGCACUAGCCAAAUUAUACAAUUACACUGAAAAUAUCAGCGAGAUUGCUAGAACUGGAUCAGGAUCAGCAUGUAGAAGCGUCUUUGGCGGCUUCGUCAGGUGGUACAUGGGCUCCGAGCCAACUGGAGUCGACAGUAUCUCCAAGCAAAUAACUCCAGCUUCCCAUUGGCCCGAGAUGAGAGUUAUCAUUUUAGUGGUAAAUGAUUCAAGUAAAAAAAUUUCCAGCGCAGUAGGAAUGAAGCGAUGUGUCCAAACAUCAGAGCUGUUAAAGUACCGCGCUGAAGUUUGUGUUCCUAAGAGAGUCGAGUUGAUGCAAAAAGCUAUUAUUAAUAAAAAUUAUCAGCAAUUUGCAGAGUUGACUAUGAAAGAUUCAAAUCAAAUGCACGCGGUGUGUCUUGACGCGUAUCCGUCUUUCAAUUACCUCACUGAUGUUUCUCACGCAAUUAUUGAUUUGAUCAAUUCUUACAAUGAAGCUAGCAAUACUAUUAAAGUAAAAGAGAACGUUCCUCAAGUUCUUGGCCUUAUAGAUCAUUUCUUCCCUUCUACUGGGAAAGAUGAUUACAAAAGAGGGGAUUUCCCUAUUAGUAUUCCUCCAUCGAAGGAUUUAGUAGAAAAAUUAAAUUGUAAAAAGCACCAAGGAUCUAUAAAAAGUAUAAUUUACACCCGAGUCGGAGAAGGUCCCACGUAUCUUGAUGAUCCCAGCGAGCAUCUUUUGAAUAAUUCCGGACUUCCGAAAGGCCUUUAA
Cotesia congregata is the source of this 1104-nucleotide messenger RNA. NCBI's taxonomy places the organism in Eukaryota, Metazoa, Arthropoda, Insecta, Hymenoptera, Braconidae. The record is from the annotation of a GenBank genome assembly.